Ambispora gerdemannii is the source of this 958-nucleotide messenger RNA. Lineage: Eukaryota; Fungi; Glomeromycota; Glomeromycetes; Archaeosporales; Ambisporaceae. The record is from the annotation of a GenBank genome assembly.
AUGCCAACUUUUCUACGCCCAGCCGAAUACGGUUUUAUUUUCGGACAUUGGCCUCAACCCGGAAAAAAUAGUUUGAGUUAUGGAACAAAAGAACGAAGACUGAGAAACCGACGGAACACAUUUUUUAGCCAAAGUCAAGAAAAAAAUAAAAAAAUUGCUCGUUAUCACCAAUACGAAUGUGCAAAAGAAACUUUAAGAGUUAUUGAAAAAUCUUCUCUAAAAGGAGGAGUAAAUAAUCACACUACCGGUAGCGGAAAAUCUGAUACUAUGGCCUUUUUAGCCAAACAAUUACGCCGUGAACAUCCCCAAUGUUCCAUUAUUAUAAUUACUGACCGCAAUGAACUUGACCGACAAAUUUAUGAACGUUUUCGUGAAUAUGAAGGUUCCUUUUUCACACUUGGUGAUUUGGUUAUUAUUAACGACAUUAGCAAAUUAAAAAAUCAAUUAGCAAAACCUAAUCGGGGGAAAAUAAUUUUUGCCCUCAUUCAAAAAUUCCAAGAUUUAGCAGAAUUGACUGAAUUUCAUAAUUCUGAAGGUGUUUUUGUUUUCAUUGAUGAGGCUCAUCGCUCGCAAAAUCUCGCGGCUGACAUAGAAAAUAAAAAAAGAAAAACAGAUAAAGAAAUUGGUCCGAUUAUUCAUACUUAUUCAGUAAAUCAAGCCCUAGAAAAUGAAAUAGUGGUGCCUAUAACUUAUGAAAAGGCCUACGAGUAUUUGCCAAAGGAAUUACAAAAAGACCCUAAUUACCAAAAUAAAUCCUGUCUAGUUGUCAGUAAACAAAGUCAUCAUCAUUCAUCCGAAUUAAUUAGUGAUGUCGGUAAUGAAAAAGAAAAUAUUAAAAAAUUUAAAAACCCUCAAUCAAAUAUAAAUAUUGUCAUAGUCGUUGACAAGUUAACUACUGGUUUCAACAUGGAAAAUUUAGAAAGGAUUUAUUUAGACCAGCAAAUUGAUGCUUCACACA